Messenger RNA from Colias croceus (clouded yellow), 1776 nucleotides. RefSeq lists its product as uncharacterized. Bases 1 to 1776 code for a protein of 591 amino acids. Gene Ontology annotation, molecular function: catalytic activity. NCBI's taxonomy places the organism in Eukaryota, Metazoa, Arthropoda, Insecta, Lepidoptera, Pieridae. The transcript has a single exon. The record is from RefSeq and is a predicted model, not a curated record.
AUGAACGCGGCAUUAUUAGGCAGAAUACCCCAGGAGGGUACCGGCACCUGCGGUGCAGGAGAAUCCCUCCCGCAGCGCCUGCGCUGCGGCAGCCCGUCGUAUUCUGGGGCGGGCAUAAUUCCGCUCGGUCAUGUGCCAAGGGGUUCGCAGAGCAAGCAAAAAAAAUCACCCCCCUCCACUCUCACGGUGGACUUUUGUAACAUACGGGGGCUGCACACUAACUUAAACGCCGUCCACUACCAUCUUGAGACGGCUAAGCCGGCCUUGCUCUUCCUGACUGAGACUCAGAUAUCAACUCCGGCCGACGUAUCUUAUCUCACAUACCCUGGUUUUAAGCUGGAGCAUACUUUUGCACCGCGUGCCGGGGUAUGCGCAUACGUUAGGGAGGAUAUCUGUUGUCGACGUCUUGGCACCCUUGAAGGUGAGGAUCUGUCUAUUAUCUGGCUGCAUAUUGACUGCGGCGACCACCCUCGCGUCUAUGCUUGCCUGUACAGAUCCCACAGCGGGAAUACUGGUACCGACCGAUUAUUUGAGCACAUCCAAGAGAUGAUCGACACCUUGCUUGUACAGUUCCCUUCUGCAGAGCUCGUGGUUUUAGGCGAUUUCAAUGCCCACCACGUUGAAUGGCUCGGGUCGCGUACAACUGACCACGCGGGACGAACUGUACACGAUUUUGCUCUAGCCUAUGGCCUAACACAGCUGGUCUCAUCGCCUACGCGAAUACCGGAUGUGGAGGGCCAUACUCCCUCUCUUUUGGAUCUUCUGCUGAGCACACAUCCCGAGAACUAUCAGGUCUCCGUCGUGGCCCCACUGGGGUCAUCAGACCAUUGCCUGAUACGGAGUAUGGUGCCACUUAUGGGCUCGAAACAGCAGACACCUGCAGCUCGACGCCGUGUGUGGCACUACAAGUCGGCAGACUGGGACGGAAUGCGUGGUUUUUUCGCUUCCUACCCAUGGGGGCCUGUUUGCUUCUCCUCGGAGGAUCCCAACGCUUGUGCUGAGUCUAUCACUGACGUGGUACUGCAGGGUAUGGAACUAUUUGUGCCAUACUCUGUUGUGCCCGUUGGUGGUAGAUCUAAGCCUUGGUUUGGACGUUCCUGUAACAUGGCGUCUCGUCAGAAACAGGAACUUUUUCAAGCCUGGGUUGCAGCAACGGCGUGUCGCGAUCCAAGCGUUGGUCUCAUCAGGAAGAAGUACAACUCUGCCUCCAGAUCCUACAAGAGAGAAAUCGCUAGGGCUAAAUCCAGUUAUAUUGGUGCACUUGGCGAUAGACUAGCGCGACUUCCUUCGGGAACACGGGCGUUUUGGUCCCUCGCCAAAGCCAUCCAAGGUAACUUCUGUCGUUCAUCCUUUCCUCCUUUGCACAAGGACGAAGACUCUCUGGCCCAUUCCGCUAAAGAGAAAGCCGAACUCCUGGGCGCUCUCUUUGCUAGGAACUCGACUCUUAAUGACAGGGGAAAGACACCGCCUACCAUCCCGCGGUGCAACCAUUCAAUGGCGGAUAUACGUUUCACACAACGUGCCGUUCGAAACGCUCUCUUUUCCCUUGACAUCCAUAAGUCGACAGGGCCGGAUGGAGUCUCCCCUAUUGUGCUUAGGACAUGUGCUCCUGAGUUGGCACCGGUUGUAACGCGUCUUUUUCGGCUCUCUUACGCCAAAGGAAUCGUUCCGAACUCGUGGAAGACUGCUCUUGUCCACCCAAUCCCUAAAAAAGGCGAUCGCUCAAAUCCGUCUAACUACAGACCGAUCGCCAUCACCUCUUUACUCUCCAAAUAA